ACGUUCACGCGUUUGUACCGGUAGAUCAAUGUGGAGAUGGUGUUGGUCAGAACCUCAAAGAACACCUUUCGGUUGGACAAAUAGUUAAAUGUCGCAUUAAAUCGAUCAUGCGAGAGAAGAAGGCGAUGCUUGCAACCUUCAGAAUCAAUGAUCCUGUAAACACCGAUCUCAGUGGAAUUAAAAUAGGCGAGUUGACGAAGGGAAAAAUAAUGCGAGUCAAAGAAGAUAUAAUAGUGUUGUCGUUAGAUCCCUCUCAAGUUCGGGCGAAUCUUCAUAUAUCUCAUCUUUCUGAUCACCUAUCUCCGUUGCACCUUGCAAAAGUCGUUAAAGCCUUGAAGCAGGAUGAUACGUUAAAGAAUUUAUUGGUGUUGUCAAAAAACGAGGAUAAAGGGUUUGUGAACGUUAGUUGCAAACAUUUAUUGGUUGAAGCCGCAAAGGCUGGGAAAUUACCGAAAACGCUUAAAGAGGUCGAGAUAGGUGCUGUCGUUCCUGGUUACGUGAGAAACGUCACGGAUUAUGCAGCGAUUGCUGAUCACUAUGUCGCUAGUCCGGUUGGAGUAUUUUUUCCGAAUCAGUCCGUUAUAUGUCGUGUAAUCUCCAUUGACACUGAGAAUUCAAGAUGCGAGGUUUCUUUGAAAUCUUCGGACAUUGACAUAGCCACCCUUUCUUUCAUUACGGAAGGAGAUUUCAUAAAAUCUUAUUUUUCCGAACUGUAUGAAAAUAAACAUUUACCAACGAAGGAUCAGAAAAUUCGUAUUGGCCACGAGGAUGAGAACACCAAGAUAAAGGCAUCUAUUAAUGAGGAUCAUGCUCGCGAUCGUGAAGAGGUGAAGGAAGGCGCCAUACUUUAUGGAGUUGUCCUUGACUUUGACGAGAAGGGGAAAUUUGCAGAUUUGUCGGUGAGGCCUGAUCUGAUGGAUGAGAGCAAAAGAACAAAUGAUCAAAAGAUUAACGGACCCGGGAGUAACAGCGAGCCGCUCCUUUCGCACAGAAAAGAGCUUAGGAAGCUGUUAAAGAAUGGUGAAACAGUGGAUGCAGUUGUCGAGCUAGUAAAGGAGGAUUAUAUCAUCGUGUCUCUUCCAAAGCAAGGCAACACAAUAGCUUUCGCCACUUCAAAAAGUUACAAUGAUAGGUCGCAACCCUUUACGCGAUAUAAGUUUGGACAGAAGGCAAAAGCUAAGAUUGUACAUGUUCCCCGACAUAAGGAGGAUGCUGGUUCUACGAGUAAGCAUGGGUCAAUCAAUCGCGUCCUGGUAACCCUUCAAUUUCCCACCGAACAACAGGAAUGGUUACUCGUGACUGAUGCAAAAACCCUCAAAGACUUUUCCCCGGGACAGAAAAUUAAGGGUACUGUCACAGCGGUUGAAAAGUAUGGUGUAUUCAUUAAAAUAAAUGAUACUGCCAUAAGCGGAUUGUGUCAUAUAUCGAAGGUGUCGGACGAUUUCGUUAGAGACUUGUCAGCAUUAUAUAAAGUUGGGCAACGCGUGACAGCAGUAAUCCUGGAGGUCGACCUCAAAACCCAAAAAAUCUCCUUUGGCCUCAAAGAAUCGUGCUUUAGGGCUCACAAUCUGGAAUUGUCCAGUGAUUCGGAAGUGGAAGAAGAUGUUAUGGAACUUGAUGAGGAGAUGUCGAACAAACCUAGGGAGACGAAUUCUCAGUUGCAUGACACCGGGGAAGAGUCAGAUUACUCCGAGAGUGAGGACAAUGUGAUGUCUGCUUCCGAAGAUGAUGAUUCUGAUCAAGCAGAGCCCUUGUCUCUUUCCGGUACUUGGAAAUGGGGAGACGAAAAUGAGAAGGUCGAAGAUCAAAAUAAGAAGGCGGUAGAUCAUUCACCGGAUC
Molecule: messenger RNA, 1839 nt
Organism: Acaulospora colombiana
Lineage: Eukaryota; Fungi; Glomeromycota; Glomeromycetes; Diversisporales; Acaulosporaceae
Source: the annotation of a GenBank genome assembly